GCCUCCCUGAAAUCUCUUGAUUUAUGUGAGUAAUUGGACUGAGGGUAAUUGGAGUAAGCCUGGUUCAUCUACAACCGAGACUGUUAAAUUUGUACUUUCCCUUGCAUCUUUGGUCUUCUUCACACUCAACUGUGUUUGCCUCCAUUAUGCAACUGAAGCUGACACGGAUAUGAAAGAACUCCCCACUGAGAUAGGUCAUCUUACGUUACUGGAAAAGCUAGAUUUAUGUGAGUUAUUGGAGUGAGGCUGGUUUCAUCUACAACAGAGAAUGUUAAAUUUUUACUGAACCGUGCAUCUUUGGUUUUCUUCACACUCAACUGCCUCUGCCUCCAAUAUGCAAAUGAAGCUGGCACGGAUAUUACAAAGCUUCACACUGAGAUAGGUCGUCUUACCUCACUGAAAACGCUAGAUUUAUGUGAGUUAUUGGAGUGAGGCUGGUUUCAUCUACAACAGAGACUGUUAAAUUUGUACUUAACCGUGCAUCUUUUUUUUUCUUCUCACGCAACUGCCUCUGCCUCCAUUAUGCAACUUUAGAUCACACUGGAAUUACAGUGCUUCCCACUGAGAUAGGUCAUCUUACCUCUCUGAAAAAGCUAGAUUUAUGUGAGUUAUUGGAGUGAGCCUGUUUUCAUCUACAACAGAGACUGUCAAAUUUGUACUUUCCCGUGCAUUCUUGGUUUUCUUCACACUCAACUGUGUUUGCCUCCAUUAUGCAACUGAAGCUGGCAUGAAUAUUACAGAGCUUCCGACUGCGAUAGGUCAUCUUACAUCCGUAAUAUCUCUUAAAUUAUGUGAGUUAUUUGAGUGAGCCUGGUUUCAUCUACAACAGAGACUGUUACAUUUGUACUUUCCCGUGCAUCUUUGGUUUUCUUCACACUCAACUGUGUUUCUCUCCAUUAUUCAACUUUAGAUCAAUCAGGAAUUAUAAAGCUUCCUACUGAGA
Molecule: messenger RNA, 943 nt
Organism: Pseudo-nitzschia multistriata
Lineage: Eukaryota; Bacillariophyta; Bacillariophyceae; Bacillariales; Bacillariaceae
Source: the annotation of a GenBank genome assembly